CUGCUGAAGACGGAGCUGGGGUCCUUCUUCACCGAGUACCUGCAGAACCAGCUGCUGACGAAAGGCAUGGUGAUCCUGCGAGACAAGAUCCGCUUCUACGAGGGACAGAAGCUGCUGGACUCACUGGCAGAGACCUGGGACUUCUUCUUCAGCGAGGUGCUGCCCACUCUGCAGGCCAUCUUCUACCCUGUGCAGGGCAAGGAGCCUUCGGUGCGUCAGCUGGCCCUGCUGCACUUCCGGGACGCCAUCGCCCUCAGCGUGCGGCUGGAGGACGCCUUGGCCCGCGCCCGCGCCCGCGUGCCGCCCGCCAUCGUGCAGAUGCUGCUCGUGCUGCAGGGGGUGCAUGAGUCCCGGGGCGUGACCGAGGACUACCUGCGGCUGGAGACGCUCAUUCAGAAGGUGGUGUCACCCUACCUGGGCACCUACGGCCUCUACUCCAGCGGGGACGCCUUCGCCCACGCCUGCGUUCUGGAGAAGCGCCUGGUGCGCCGCUCCCGCUCCGGGGAUGCGCUGGCCAAGAACCCGGUCGUGCGCUCCAAGAGCUACAACACCCCGCUGCUGAACCCCGUGGCUGAGCACGAGGUGGAGGGCGUGGCGGCGGCGGGCGGCAGCAGCGGCAGCAUCCGCAGGCACUCCGUCUCCGAGAUGACGUCCUGCCCCGAGCCCCAGGGCUUCGGCGACGCUCCCAGCCUGGGCCCCACGGGGCCCUUCCGGUCCUCCCCGACGCCCCACAAGGGGCCCUGCCCCAGCAGACUCUACCCCCCCGCCCAGCCGCCCGAGCUGGCCCUGGCCCACGGCUCCCCACCCACCUCCAGCCCCGAGACUCUGGUGGACAGGAUCCUAGAGUCGGUAGACUCGGAUUCCGAAGGGAUUUUCAUUGACUUUGGCCGGGGAGGAAGCUCUGGGACGUCUGACUUGGAGGGGGCUGGUGACCGGCAGAGCAUGGUGUGAGGCUGCCCGGGUGUUUUUACCCACUGUGUGCGUGCGUGUGUGUGUGCGUGCGUGUGCAUGUGUGUGCGCGUGUGGCGUGCAUGCGAGUGUGCAAGACUUUUUUACUCCAGUGGACCCUUGCCAGCCCCAACCCUGGUCACUCCUCCAUCACUUUAUAUUCUCUAGGCUGCUGGAAGACCCGCCCACUUGCCUGCAUUUGGGCUGUGGGAUUGGACAGGGAUCCUGCCCUUCACCCACCUGCCCCAGCCCUCAGCGUCCACACCCACCCCGGGAAAUGUGAAUCUGGUGGGUUCCACCCAAAGGGACAGGGUUCUCGCCACAGCCAGGCCUGGGCAGCCUGGACUUGGGGACAGGGAAGGUAGAAUAAAACUCAUCUGCCCCUGG
Messenger RNA from Dipodomys ordii (Ord's kangaroo rat), 1335 nucleotides. It is a transcript of the gene Prr5, whose product is annotated as proline rich 5 (renal). The coding region runs from base 67 to 951 and encodes 294 amino acids. NCBI's taxonomy places the organism in Eukaryota, Metazoa, Chordata, Mammalia, Rodentia, Heteromyidae. The transcript has 6 exons. Gene Ontology annotation, biological process: TORC2 signaling. Gene Ontology annotation, cellular component: TORC2 complex. The record is from RefSeq and is a predicted model, not a curated record.